Molecule: messenger RNA, 602 nt
Organism: Cylicostephanus goldi
Lineage: Eukaryota; Metazoa; Nematoda; Chromadorea; Rhabditida; Strongylidae
Source: the annotation of a GenBank genome assembly
AUGGCAGAAUCGUUUUCACGCGGUGAAAUCGGAAUCACCUAUGUAUUUCAGCAAUCGAAACCAGUCAUACCGGUAGUGGAUACAACGUGCGAUAUGGCUGUAGCUGCGGCUCGUGGAAGUAAAGUUGUUAGGCAGUUCCGAGAAUCGGAGGAGAGGAAGAAGGCUCAAGAGAAGCAUUGGGAACUGGCUGGAAGCAAACUCGGCAAUUUGAUGGGCGUCAAGCAGAAGCCAGAUGAGACUGCUGAAGACGAUGACGAUGCCAAUGAUUAUAAAGGAUCUCAUCAGUUUGCAACGCAUAUCAGUGAGAAAUCGGAAGCUGUGUCAGAUUUUGCUAUGGAAAAAUCGCUGAAGCAACAACGAGAAUAUCUCCCAGUAUUUGCAUGCCGGCAGAAAAUGAUGACUGUUAUCCGAGAAAAUAACGUAGUUAUUGUCAUCGGAGAAACUGGUUCAGGAAAAACAACCCAGCUAGCUCAGUAUCUCUUGGAGGAUGGUUUUGGAGACACAGGCAUUAUUGGAUGUACACAACCUCGUCGAGUCGCUGCCAUGAGUGUGGCGAAGCGUGUUGCUGAUGAGAUGGGUGUUGAGGUAAGCAGUUCAUAGUU